UUAAGUUUUUGGUGGCCACCGCGGUCUCAUUCUUGUUGUCACGCAGUGAGUGUGCUGCAGGGACGAACUCUAAACACCAUUUGAACGCAGACUGUCAGGCCCGAAGAUGUCAGCUCAAAUCAUAAGUGGGAAAGAGGUUUCAGCGCAAGUGAGGCAGCGUUUGAAGAAUGAGGUUGAGCAGAUGAAGCUGCAGGACCCCAACUUCAGACCUGGUCUAGUGGUUCUACAGGUUGGAGACCGUGAUGAUUCAAAUCUCUAUAUCAGCAUGAAGUUGAAGGCAGCAGCAGAGAUUGGAAUAAAUGCCACACAUAUGAGACUUCCCAAGACUGCAACAGAGGAGGAGAUUCUUCACAGUAUCACAGAGGUGAAUGAGAACUCGUCUAUCCACGGCCUCAUUGUCCAGCUGCCCUUAGACUCAAUCCACAAGAUCGACACAGAGAAGGUCACCAACGCCGUGGCCCCAGAGAAGGAUGUAGACGGACUGACCAGCAUAAAUGCAGGGAAGCUGUCUCGUGGAGACCUGGGCGAUUGCUUCAUCCCCUGCACGCCAAACGGCUGCAUGGAACUGAUCAGACAGACUGGUGUGUCUGUGGCAGGGAAGAGAGCGGUCGUGAUUGGUCGCAGCAAGAUUGUGGGUGCACCGAUGCAUGACCUGCUGCUGUGGAACCACGCCACUGUCACCACCUGUCACUCUAAAACUGCUGAUCUCGCUGGGGAGGUGGGCAAAGCAGAUAUUCUGGUUGUCGGCAUCGGGAAAGCAGAGAUGGUAAAAGGAGAGUGGAUCAAGAAAGGAGCAGUGGUCAUCGACUGUGGCAUCAACCAUGUUCCAGAUGAGACUAAACCUAGUGGGAAGAGGGUGGUGGGUGAUGUCCAGUAUGCUUCAGCCAAGGAGCAGGCUGGCUUCAUCACCCCGGUGCCUGGCGGUGUGGGACCCAUGACUGUGGCCAUGCUGAUGGCGAACACAGUGCUGAGUGCAAGGCGUUUCCUGGAGAGCCAUCAACCAGGGAAGUGGGACAUUUCGUACACCAAACUCAAUCUCCAGAAGCCCGUGCCAAGUGACAUUGUGAUUUCUCGCUCCUGUGUGCCCAAGCCCAUUGGCCAUCUAGCAAGGGAGGUGGGCCUUCUGUCUGAUGAGGUGGAGCUCUAUGGCAAGACCAAGGCCAAGGUCCAACUGAAUAUUAUCAAACGCCUGCAGGGUCAACCAGACGGCAAAUAUGUGGUGGUCACUGGCAUUACACCCACUCCUCUGGGGGAGGGAAAGAGCACCACCACCAUCGGCCUGGUUCAGGCGCUGGGAGCCCACAUGAAGCUCAAUGUGUUCGCUUGUGUCCGACAGCCUUCACAGGGACCCACCUUCGGCAUUAAAGGGGGUGCCGCAGGAGGUGGAUAUUCUCAAGUCAUUCCGAUGGAAGAGUUCAACCUCCAUCUCACGGGCGACAUUCACGCCAUCACGGCUGCCAACAACUUGGUGGCUGCUGCCAUCGACGCCCGCAUGUUCCACGAGUACACACAAACUGACAAGGCCCUGUACAAUCGCUUGGUUCCCCUCAGUGGAGGACAGAGGAAGUUCUCCCCCGUCCAGAUCAACAGACUAAAAAAACUGGGCAUAGAGAAGACCGAUCCCUCUACUCUGACUGAGGAAGAGAUCACCCGCUUUGCCCGUCUGGACAUUGAACCAAGCUCUGUCACCUGGCAGAGAGUGUUGGAUACCAAUGAUCGAUUCCUGAGGAAGAUCACAAUCGGCCAGUCGCCUACUGAAAAGGGAUACACAAGAGAGGCCCAGUUUGACAUCACAGUGGCCAGUGAAAUCAUGGCAGUGCUCGCCCUCACCAGCAGCCUGGAGGACAUGCGUCAGCGUCUAGCCAAGAUGGUCGUGGCCACCAGCCGCAGCGGACAGCCUAUCACCACCGAGGAUCUGGGUGUGUGUGGUGCUCUAACUGUGCUAAUGAAAGAUGCCAUCAAGCCAAACCUGAUGCAGACUUUGGAGGGAAACCCUGUUUUUGUCCAUGCGGGCCCCUUUGCCAACAUCGCCCAUGGCAACUCCUCCAUCCUGGCCGAUAAAAUUGCUUUGAAAUUGGUCGGACCCGAGGGCUUUGUAGUGACGGAGGCUGGCUUUGGUGCUGACAUCGGCAUGGAGAAGUUCUUCAACAUCAAGUGCCGCUACUCAGGCCUAAGGCCCCAUGUGGUGGUGUUGGUGGCCACUGUGCGAGCCCUGAAGAUGCACGGAGGAGGACCAACGGUCACUGCUGGGAUGCCUCUGCCUAAGGAAUAUAUCGAGGAGAACCUGGAGCUGCUGGAGAAGGGUUGCAGCAACAUGAGGAAGCAGAUAGAGAACGCAAAGCACUUCGGCGUGCCUGUGGUGGUGGCCGUCAAUGCUUUCAAGACCGACACCAUGGCUGAGCUGGAGUUGGUCUGCAACAUGGCCAAAGCUGCCGGAGCCUUCGAUGCCGUGCGCUGCUCCCACUGGGCCGAGGGUGGAGCCGGCGCAGUGGCCCUUGGUCAGGCCGUCCAGAGGGCCACUGAGGCCCCCAGCAGCUUCAAGUUCCUCUAUGAUUUGGAGCUCCCUAUUGCUGAUAAGAUUCGAAUAAUCGCCCAGAAGAUCUACGGAGCGGAUGAUAUUGAGCUUCUCCCGGAGGCCCAGCAGAAGGUGGAGCUCUACACCAAACAGGGUUUCGGCAAUCUGCCGAUCUGCAUGGCGAAGACACACCUGUCGCUCUCUCACGAGGCAGACAAGAAGGGUGUGCCCACAGGGUUCAUCCUGCCAAUCAGAGACAUCCGUGCCAGUGUGGGCGCUGGCUUUCUCUUCCCGCUAGUUGGGACGAUGCCCACAAUCCCUGGUCUGCCAACCAGGCCAUGUUUCUAUGAUAUUGACCUGGAUCCUGAGACUGAGCAGGUCAAUGGGCUCUUCUAAAACAGGGCUCUGCUCUGUAUGAUGUGUAUAGAUGUGGCCCAGCUUCUGAGCCUUAAUGAAAUGUGAUGGACUGCUGUUAUAACGGGAAGCGCCUCGAGCUCAUCUGCUGGUGCUGUUUUUGUUUGUUCUUUUUCACUGAGCCACUGACAUCUGUAAAUAAUUGAUUUGCUUUGCCCAGAGGGCUGUUGAUGGGUAAAUCAAGGAAUUUAGUCACAGAACGGUUUAUCCUCCUGACGCUGCAAAUCUGUGAAAGGCUUUUUGCAAGGGGGAAACUAUACAUCCUGUUGAAAUUUCUUUUAGUUACAUUGCUGGCUGCAGAAAAAUCAAGCCCUGCUUAUGUUUUCACAUCCCAGAACCCCCCCCCCCCCCAUGACUCUAAAGUGGUAGAUCUGGACUCUUGUAUUAACUACCUGUGUAUAUUUUGUGUCCAUUACAUCAGGAGCAUCUAUUCCAGUCCACUGUCAUUGAUAAUCAACUGAAUAAAAAAUGCCUUUCCGAUAAAUUCACUAUUAGAAAAUGUUGUCUAACCAUAAAAUAAUACUGUCUUACAAAAUGUUUUGUAAUUUUUUUUGAGUGAUCUUGUCUAAUUUCCUGUCAAAAGUCCUAUUUUGCCUGUCAUGAAUUCUAAUUAAAUAUUUCUAACAAUGUAUAACAUUGAAGCAAUCGGCACUGAUGUGAGAAUACACUGUCAUGAUGUUGUAAAUCAGUGGUUUCCACUUUCUUGGCAAAUAAAUCUCCUUGAUAGAAAACCACA
Messenger RNA from Thunnus maccoyii (southern bluefin tuna), 3665 nucleotides. It is a transcript of the gene mthfd1b, whose product is annotated as methylenetetrahydrofolate dehydrogenase (NADP+ dependent) 1b. Gene Ontology annotation, molecular function: ATP binding; methenyltetrahydrofolate cyclohydrolase activity; methylenetetrahydrofolate dehydrogenase (NADP+) activity. Bases 107 to 2911 code for a protein of 934 amino acids. The record is from RefSeq and is a predicted model, not a curated record. Gene Ontology annotation, cellular component: cytosol. The transcript is spliced from 28 exons. Lineage: Eukaryota; Metazoa; Chordata; Actinopteri; Scombriformes; Scombridae. Gene Ontology annotation, biological process: tetrahydrofolate interconversion.